Gadus chalcogrammus (walleye pollock) is the source of this 1607-nucleotide messenger RNA. It is a transcript of the gene mllt3, whose product is annotated as MLLT3 super elongation complex subunit. Gene Ontology annotation, cellular component: super elongation complex. NCBI's taxonomy places the organism in Eukaryota, Metazoa, Chordata, Actinopteri, Gadiformes, Gadidae. Gene Ontology annotation, biological process: regulation of DNA-templated transcription. The record is from RefSeq and is a predicted model, not a curated record.
GUUUCCCCUCAUUGGUUCGCGGUCUCUCGUGCUCUGCUCCUCGACCAGUAGACACGCGAGACAGCGCAUGCGUCUUACUUUUUCUCUCCCUCAGCCUUUGAAACUCGAGGUUGAGUUCAAUCAAGAAAAGACCAUGUACGCCGCCAUAAGCAAGAUAGGCUCCCCUCUUGUCUCUUUUAAAACGAAAUCUCCAUGAAAUAGCGGUGACGCCGCGGCCUGAAGGAUGGCCAACUCGGGUGCCGUUCAGGUGAAACUGGAACUUGGUCACCGUGCUCAGGUCCGGAAAAAACCCACUGUGGAAGGAUUUACCCACGACUGGAUCGUUUUUGUCCGAGGACCGGAGCAAAGUAACAUUCAGCACUUCGUGGAGAAAGUUGUUUUUCACCUGCACGAGAGCUUCCCAAAACCAAAAAGAGUGUUCAAGGACCCGCCGUACAAAGUGGAGGAAUCGGGAUACGCCGGCUUCAUCCUGCCCAUCGAGGUGUACUUCAGGAACAAGGAAGAACCGAAGAAAGUGCGUUUCGACUACGACCUGUUCCUUCACCUGGAGGGACACCCCCCUGUCAAUCACCUGCGCUGCGAGAAGCUCACCUUCAACAACCCCACAGAGGAGUUCCGCAAGAAGCUGCUCAAGGCCGGAGGGCAACGGGAUCCUCAUAAACGAAGCUCGGAAGACUCCAAAGUCAUGGUGAUGCAGGAGGGGGCCACCUCUCUGUUUGGCCAGCACAUGAAGCUGCCCACGCUCCCCGCCAGCACCCUCGCGUCCGUCCCCCUGUCGGACGCCAAGAAGAGCAAGAACUUCCACGGGUCAAAGGACGGCCCCAAAGGAAGCAGCACUGCCCUCCUCACCGCCUCCACCACCUCCACCACCAGCAACAACACCCCCGCCAACCACAACAACAACAACAACACACCACCAACCAACAACAACAACAACAGCAGCAGCUUCUUCAAACUCCACAAGGCCUCCAUGGAGCACAAGGAGAGGCCGGCGAAAGACUUGAAAGAGCCCAAAAGUGCCUUACACAGAGACUCCGGCUGGGCGCCCGGCCACGCCCCCAAAGAACCUUCCAGGAAACCCAAAGAGAACCAGCCCCUUCGAGACAUUAACCCCAAGAUCGGCUUCAAGGAGCCCAAGUCCCUCUCCUCCAAGGAGCGGCGGAGCGAGGGCCCGUGCCUCGGCAAGCGGCCCCCGCCCCGCCGCCGCCGCCGGGCCCCCACGACGACUCAACAAGUAGAGAAGUCCUAUAAGAAGCAAGCGAGAACACCAAGCCAGGUGCCUCGGCGCAAUUCAACACGAAUCAAUUCCAUUUCUCUGUUGGCUCGCGCUACAAAUGUGAGCCAAGGUGACGGAUGUGCUUGUGGGCUUCAAACCCUGGUGGCUAACUUGUGUCUCCCCCAGACGUAUCUGGACGAGCUGGUGGAUCUGCACAGGAGACUGAUGACGCUAAGAGAGGGCCAGAUACUGCAGCAGAUCGUGAACCUCAUCGAGGAGACGGGCCACUUUCACAUCACCAACACUACUUUUGACUUUGACCUCUGCUCACUGGACAGGAGCACCGUGCGGAAGCUCCAGAGCUACCUGGACGCCUCCGGUCUGUCCUGAA